UUUUACUGGGUUGAGUUGCUGUCCUUGCUGCGCCUGUGACUCUGCGGAAGAGUGAGAAAGUGUGAUUUCUGGCCGGUGUUCUUGGUUUUUGUGCUUCUAGUAUUGAUUUUCUGAAGUAAAACGCUAAACCGAAAUUUUACAUAAAUCUGACAGAAUGGUACGUGGUGGACGUGGUGGAAUGAUAAGGGGAGGGCGAGGAGGAAUGGGACGUGGAAUGGGAUUCCCCAGGAAACAGUUUCUUCCGCGUCAUCCGUUCGACCUGACCCUCUGCGAAGCAGCCUUUACACGAGUGAAAGCCGUUCCCGACGAAGCAGAUUUCACGACCGCCCUUCUCAAAAAGUCUACCGACAUGAGUCCUACACCAAAGGAACAGACCUCAAUUUUAAAUCUUGUAACCAAGCUGCAAAGCGUCCUGGACAACUUGAUCGUCGCACCCGGCACAUUCGAAGCUUGCCAAUUGGAGGAAGUUCGUCAGGUUGGAAGUUUCAAGAUGGGAACCAUGAUCAAGGGUCACAACAUAGCUGACAUUGUCGUUAUUCUGAAAACUCUGCCAACCAAAACGGCCGUGGAAGCCCUCGGAACUAAAGUUCAGACUGAUCUCAAGACUGGGAAUCCCAAGGAGACAUUCAGGCUAACUCAGACUGAACGAGGCUUCGACAUUGCCAAUAAUGAAGCCACUGUUCGAGUUCUCAUCACUACUCUUCACCAAAAUUUAAGGAAACUCGAGUCUGAUCAGCAUCUCGACAUCAAAAUUUGCCAAGGUCACCUGGCAGCAAUCAGACACUCAAGGUGGUUCGAGGAAAACGCACAUCACUCGAGUAUCAAAGUUCUGAUUCGUCUGCUGAGAGACUUGCGCGUCAGAUUCGAGGGACUGGAGCCGCUCUCUCCGUGGAUGUUGAAUCUCCUGGCUCACAAUGCAAUCAUGAACAAUCCGAGCAGACAGGCUCUGCCGAUCAAUCAAGCCUACCGAAGGGUACUUCAACUCCUCUCCUCUGGACUCUUCCUUCCGGGAUCUGCAGGAAUUUCUGAUCCCUGCGAGGGAGGAAACAUCAGAGUGCACACAGCGAUGUCCCUGGAGCAGCAAGACCUGGUUUGCCUGACGGCUCAGACUCUGCUGCGAGUUCUCGCUCACGGCGGAUACAGACCUCUGCUCGAAGGCACCAACAAAUUGGCGGUGGAGAUGAGCGUCUGGGCCGGAGGUGUGGUCGCGAGUCCCCUUGAAAAGGCCUACGAGCCGCCGACCGAGGCCGAGCAGCAGCAGCAGGAGGACAUGGAGGAGGCCAACGAGGAGAUGAUAACUGGAUAAUUGGAUGAGCCAGUCACACUUUUGUACUCGAGUGAAUUAUGGAAAAAGAAAAAGAAAAAGAAUUGUGUGUCGUGAAUCUUUAUUACAAAUUGAACUACUUUAUUGACAAUUUAAGUACAGUAACCGCCGUAACG
Messenger RNA from Belonocnema kinseyi, 1440 nucleotides. RefSeq names its product interleukin enhancer-binding factor 2 homolog. NCBI's taxonomy places the organism in Eukaryota, Metazoa, Arthropoda, Insecta, Hymenoptera, Cynipidae. The record is from RefSeq and is a predicted model, not a curated record. Bases 155 to 1306 code for a protein of 383 amino acids. The transcript has 5 exons.